Onthophagus taurus is the source of this 4663-nucleotide messenger RNA. RefSeq names its product roundabout guidance receptor 1 (gene robo1). Gene Ontology annotation, biological process: dendrite self-avoidance; homophilic cell-cell adhesion; axon guidance. NCBI's taxonomy places the organism in Eukaryota, Metazoa, Arthropoda, Insecta, Coleoptera, Scarabaeidae. Gene Ontology annotation, cellular component: plasma membrane; axon. Gene Ontology annotation, molecular function: cell-cell adhesion mediator activity. The record is from RefSeq and is a predicted model, not a curated record.
CUUGCGCUUGUGCCUGGAUAAUCAGAAACUCCAGUCGUUCUCCGACCGCUGUAGGGGUAGGAUUCGCUCCUGCGCGUUCCGAACUUGCGCAAACUCGUACGUCGAUCGUCGGUUUCGUUCACAAACUCUAACAAUUAAGCGUGAAAACAAUUAAAAUAAUUCGGAACAUGUGAGUUUAUGGUUCGAGUGAGAUUUUAUGAACACGAGGAUGUCCUCGCCGACAUUAAAAACGUUUCAAAUCAUAAAAACAAUUCGUACCUGAUAUUUUAAAUAGUGUUUAAAUUAAACUUUAAAACAAAUUUGAAUUGAAAUUAAAAAAAAAUCGUUUGUAUUAGAUGAUAGUUAAAAACAGUUUUUUGGAAAAUUAAGUGUGUUGAAGUGGAUUUUUCGAAGAUUCUUGUUGUGUAGAUGCUAAAAUUGUGUUUGUGAUAUGCUUAAAAGAUGGUUAAUUAUCUAAAUAUGGCUUUCAAUGUAGUUUUGAGUGAUCGUUCGAUGUGCUGCUGUGUCUUCUUCGUGCUGUUAGUUUCUGUAUCGAUAACAAAUGGUCAGUUCCGAUCUCCAAGAAUAACAGAGCACCCAUCAGAUACGAUAGUAGCUAAAAAUGAACCAGUUACUUUGAAUUGUAAGGCUGAGGGCAGACCUACACCUGAUAUAGAAUGGUUUAAAGAUGGUGAACCAGUUCGAACAUCGACAGUUGAUAAAAAUUCGCACCGAGUUAUUCUUUUAUCUGGAUCGCUUUUCUUCCUACGGACUGUUAACAGUAAAAAAGAACAGGAUUCGGGAGUCUAUUGGUGUGUAGCAAGAAAUCACGCGGGUUUCGCUACGAGUAGAAAUGCUACUCUUCAAGUUGCAGUGCUCCGGGACGACUUCCGUGCAACCCCCAGUGACACCAAAGUGGCGGCUGGAGAAACCGCUCUCCUUCAAUGUGGCGCCCCCAAAGGACAUCCCGACCCAACGGUAUACUGGAAGAAGAACAACAAAGCUUUGGAAACGGAUGGAAGGAGGGUCCGGCUAGUCGACGGCGGGAAUCUGAUGAUUUCCGAUGUCAGACAGUACGACGAAGGCCGUUACCAGUGCGUAGCACACAACUUGGUGGGCUCUAGAGAGACUCCUUUGGUCACGUUGACUGUUCACGUGAAACCGGUCUUCAACAAGAAACCGGAGGAUGUGGUCGCGCUCUCUGGCCAGCGCGUGGUCUUCCAAUGUACAGUGGAUGGCGAUCCAACACCGACGGUCUUGUGGAGCAGGGAGGAUGGCAAGAUGCCCAUCGGACGGGCCCGCAUUCGUGACGACAAAUCACUGCUGAUAGAGAACGUACAACCUGCCGACGAGGGAGUCUACAUCUGCGAGGCGAAGAACCUGGUUGGCACGAUUAAGGAGCAGGCGUCUUUGGUGGUCAACUCUCAACCCGUAUUUAUAGAAAGCCCACGCGAUCAAACCGUUAGCUUAAACGGAGUAGCAGAGUUUCACUGCGCAGCAACAGGUAAUCCGCCUCCAAGCGUAUUCUGGAAUAAGGAAGGUUCACAGUUGCUCAUGUUUCCGGAAAACUCUUACGGCCAUAUGCAUGUGAGCCAGGACGGGACGUUGCGGAUUCAAGGGGUUCAACGUGAGGAUGCAGGAUACCUUGUGUGUUCAGCUCUGAGCGUGGCAGGUUCGAACACAACCAGGGCUUUCCUUCAGGUUACGUCAGUAGCAGAUCUUCCACCACCGAUAAUCCAAAUAGGUCCGGCAAAUCAAACGCUCCCCCUUCAUAGUAUGGUAACGUUACACUGCAAAGCUACGAACCCUGAAGGAAACCCUCCGAAAAUCCGUUGGCUGAAAGACGGGAAAAUCCUACAGCCCAGUAGUACACCCGAUCGAUAUUCAAUUACACCUGGAGGCACCCUGGAUAUAGACGAUCUCCAUAUUGAAGAUUCCGCCCUGUAUACUUGUUCAGCCGUUUCGGAGAGCGGUGAAAGCUCCUGGUCUGCAUCGCUAAGCGUCGUCGAGGGAUCGUCCAUUCCAAUGCAUCGUAGUCCAGAUCCGUCCACUUUUCCCAAGGCACCUGCAGUUCCCAGGAUCAUCAAUGCAACAGAGUCUAGUGUUAGCUUAACAUGGGAAAGUAGCAACGACGACGUAGGAUUAGUUGGAUAUACGGUGGAAUAUUGGAGUCCUGAUUUACAAACGGGAUGGGUCGUUGCCGCCCAUAGAGUACCCCGUCCUUUUAUGGUAGUGCGUGAAUUAAAACCGGACAGUUCUUAUGUGUUCAUAGUGCGCGCAGAAAAUUCUCACGGCCUAUCGCCGGCAAGUGGUGUUAGUUCUACAGCUAGAACUUUAGCAAACUCCCGUACCGUCCUUCGAUCGGAAUUGGAUACCGCAAGAGCGAUGUUGAGUACAAAAUUAGUCGAACUGCACGACGCUCGUGCUUUAACUUCUAGUUCCAUUGAGUUAUCUUGGAUUUUUAGUGCACCGGACUACGUGGAAGGACUUUACAUUCGCUUUCGAGAACUUAGCGGCGGAUCUCACAACUAUAACAUUUUAACAGUGUUAAACGUCGAAAGUAGUUCCUAUACCGUGACGAAUUUAAAGAAGUUUACCAAAUAUGAAUUUUUUAUUUCGCCAUUUUAUAAAAGUGUUGAGGGACAACCAUCAAAUUCACGAGUUGCUCAAACGUUAGAAGAUAUUCCCUCAGCACCACCGGAUAAUAUUUCAGGUGAUGUUUUUAAUGAGACUGCAGGUUGGCUUAGAUGGUCUCCUCCACCACCUCAACACCACAACGGUGUCAUUCAAGGCUAUAAAAUACUUAUUAAAGGAACAAAUUCGAGAUCAAUUCAAACAAAUUCUAGUACUACAUCGAUUUUAAUAAAUAAUUUAACCGCUGGUGGGCAUUAUAAUGCGAAAGUUGCUGCGUAUACAAAAGCUGGAAUGGGUCCCUAUUCAAGUAACAUUCCACUUUUAACGACAUUUAGAGCUCAAAGUCCAAGAACUUUAGGACCGGUAAUUCCCAUAGUACGUCAAACAUGGUUCGUAGCUCUCCUUGCCAUAUUAGCGUUAAUCAUAUUAGGUAUAACGGGAGGUUUCGUGUAUUUGAAACGAAGACAAUCAAUGAAUAAGCAGUUAGGACAUUUAAACGUUCCAGUAGUAAACGCAAACCAAUUGAAUAACAAAGAAAGUUUAUGGAUUGAUAGAGGUUGGAGAGCAACUGAUUGCGAUAAAGACUCUUCAAUUCCUUUAGCAAACCAACCUGCUGAUUACGCGGAAGUUGACACUAGAAGUCUUUCAACGUUCUACAACAAAAAAAGCCCUGAUAAUCCUACUCCUUAUGCAACGACAAUGUUACUCCCUCCACCGAAUUGGUCCGAAAUCAUCCCUCCACCUCCAGAUCAUCCACCGCCAGAUUGUCCAAGAGAUAACAACGCUCCAUGUCCACCUCCUCGCGGAGGAAGUAGUUGCGGAAGUGCUGGAUACGCUUGCUACGCUGUCCACGUUCCAAGUCAUUCUGGAAGUCAAUGUAGUCGCAUAACACAAUAUCCAAGGGCAGGUUCUUGUGGCAAUUGCGAUGCUCACUGUUCUUUAGCUAGUGGAAGUUCUGGUAGGAGAUCUAAUCAACGCGGACAUUGCCACCCCCAACACGCCUGUGAUAACAAAGUUUGGGGAAAUCAACAUUGGGAAGAUGGCGAUGCGGACGUAGAAACCGAUAGACACUCGUGUUCAAGUAGUCACGAUACAACAUGUUCAUGUAGCGAGUCUUCCUGCUUAUAUGCAGAAGCUGGUCCGUCCGUAAACAUAAGGCCGAUGCCCCAACACUGCCAGAUGAAGAGGUGCGUAAAGUAAACGAUCUUGAUGAGACAAACGGUCGUGUUACAUAUCGAAAUUGAUGGAAAUUGGCGAUGUUUUCGAGUUGACUAGUCCGUAGAUGUUUAGUUACCUCUCCGUAAGCAAACUGAUGGAUGCACGACUGCGAACCCGUCUUCCUGCUAAAGUACAGCUUCGGAAUCGGAGGGGACAAUAAUCAAUUCGCCGCAAAUUAUUUCAGCUACAUUAAAUAAUAAUAAAAGCGAAAUAGCAAACGAGAGAAAGAUGAAAUAACUCUUACAAACCGAAAAUUAAUUGAGAAAUAAGUUCUGCUAAUCCUUGUAGAAACAAAACGGACGAAUAGAACUGUUUUUUUAGUGAACAUAUAAAUACGUAAUGGUAUACUCCAACAUGAAAGCUUGUACUAUAAUAACCAAAGAACUUUAAUGUUUUCGUCUCUAGAUUUCUCUAGAGCCUAUCUCUCGGAGCAACAAUACAAUCUCAGACUGAAUUCCUAUUUUUUCUUAGCAAUACUACUUUAUGACGACGAUGAUCAUUUGUAUCCUCUUAGAUUAGGUUUUGUAUACAUUGUGAUUUAGAUUAAACCCAUUGGAACGAAAAAGAAAAUAAAAAAAUAAGAAUAAAGUUUAUCAAUGAACGAAUUGACUACUACUUGUGUAAAUAUGUCUUGUAAUCUUGUAAAUAUCGAGUUGUUACUAUGUAUAAUUAAUAAGUGGACGAUACGUAUAUAGAUAUGAGAUAACGGACUUAAUGAAAUGACAGUGUAAGUUUUUCUUUUUGUAGAGAACUUCGUGUAAGAUAUGAUGUAGAUAUUUAUGACUUUUUGUUCUGUUAUUUAUAAUUAAAUAAACUUGUACUUAUAUAAAAA